Molecule: messenger RNA, 624 nt
Organism: Fusarium falciforme
Lineage: Eukaryota; Fungi; Ascomycota; Sordariomycetes; Hypocreales; Nectriaceae
Exons: 1
Coding region: 1-624 (207 amino acids)
Source: RefSeq, a predicted model, not a curated record
AUGGCCGACCAAGUUCCCGAAAGCCUCCGCCGGUUGAUGGCCGCCCUCGACAUCAUCUUUCUCUUCAUCUACCUCGCCGCCUCGUACCUGUCCUUCAUCUACAACUCAUGGAACUACAAGAAGGGCAUGAUAAUCAGGCGAGAUAUCUGGAUAGCCACCGCCGUCCUGGCCACAUUGGCUAUCCGGAUGGUGGGGAUGCUCUGUUUCAUCAUGUCCUAUAUGCAAGGUGGGAGGGGUUCUAGUGUGUACAGCGUCACUCUCGGCCUGAGAGUCAUGCUCGCUUUAACAACCAGCCCCCUUGACGCCAGGGUGACUAGAUGGGCGUUCAAGUCGCUCAAAUGGGCGAGGAGGAAGAAGCAGAGCCUAGAGUCGGGGCCCCAGCAGCCUUCCGCCGGCACGGAGCCCAUGACCCCCAUCCCUCGAAGCCAGCAAGUACUCGUCCCCGUCGAUCCCGACGGAGAAUCCUUAUCGGAAAGAGACGGGAGUUGUCUUCAUGAAUUCCUGGUCGCCAUGUACUGGGCUGUCCUUAUCAUCAUCUUUAUAGCGGCCACGGUCUGCGCCGGACUCGUCAUGUCCAAGUCACAACAGCACGAUCGGUACUCGCUUCACGCCAUCGUGACCUAG